Messenger RNA from Cimex lectularius (bed bug), 1545 nucleotides. RefSeq names its product piggyBac transposable element-derived protein 4-like. The transcript has a single exon. The record is from RefSeq and is a predicted model, not a curated record. Lineage: Eukaryota; Metazoa; Arthropoda; Insecta; Hemiptera; Cimicidae. The coding region runs from base 1 to 1545 and encodes 514 amino acids.
AUGUCCAAUGAUAAGAUUUCAAUUAUUGAUCCCAACUUUGAGGACUUCGUAAGAUCAAUUAUUUUGAACGAGGAAGAUGAAGAGCUAGUGAAAGAUCUUCAGACCCUAACGCCUGGGCCAAGUAAUUUGAUAUCAAUUCCUGGUUCUGGUGAUCAGAAAACUGGAGGGAACUCGGACAUAGAGUUUCAUGACUCUGACAAUGAUCCCGAUUUUACUGUUGAUCCUGUUCAUGAGUUCAGCAGUGAAAGUGACACUCUUUCUGCAGGUGAUAUCUCCAGCGAUGAUGAUAUGCGCCCUCCCAACAGUCGUCCCCCUUCUCACAUCCAAAUACCGGAACAUUAUGUGGCAGAAUCAGAAUUUGUAAACACCCACCCGCAAUUGUCUAGUUCCACUGGAUUCUUGCAAAUGGAACUUGGAGAAUCUGAUGAUGAUAUGGAUUACAUAAUAUCUGAUGAUGAACUAAAUCAAGCAGUAUCUGACUGGAGUGACGACGAAGACACUCCAUUACAUAUGUUCGAUUUCCCCCGUAUUAACUUCGACGUUACUGACGACAUUCCUGUUACAUAUUUGGGAAAAGACGACACGGAAUGGUAUUCAGAAGAGCCAAGUCGCUGUAUACGAACGCGAGCAGAAAAUACCAUAAGAGGCUUACCAGGACUACGGGGGCCGGCUCGAACACUUGGAGUCAAACCAUCCCCCAUAGAAGUUUGGAAGUUGUAUAUGGACGAUCAAAUCAUGCAGGAGAUUCUCUUGCGGACCAACAACAAAUUGGAAUGUGAACGGGCUAAAAUUGACCCACAUGACAAAUACAAACUUCGUAGACUACGACCAACAAAUGAAGCUGAAAUUGAUGCACUACUAGCAGUUUUCCUGCUAUCGGCGAUCAUGAAAGGAAAUACGGAGGAUGUUGGCAGUCUUUUCAGCAGUGGUAUAACAGGACGACCUAUUUUUCGUGCAGCGAUGUCAGAGAAAAGAUUCGAGGUACUCAUAGCCUGUCUUCGUUUUGAUAACCCAAAUACACGAGCAGAAAGAAGAAAAGUAAAUAGAGCAGCACCAAUAUUAUGGGUUUUUGAAAAGUUCGUAGAAAACUGUAAAAAAUUGUUUGCAAUCAGUGAACUAACGUGUAUUGAUGAAAUGCUGAUUCCAUUUCGUGGAGGUACUCCUUUCACUGUAUACAUGCCCAGCAAACCAGGCAAAUAUGGCAUAAAACUUAUGGUAUUGACAGAUGCACGUAAUUCGUAUAUGUAUGAUGCCUACAUUUACAGCGGAAAGGGUUCGGAUGGCUUCGGUCUGACAUCUGAAGAAAAGGAACUAAAAGUUCCAACUCAAGCUUUGAUAAAGCUAACAAACUGCAUAAAGAAUUCUGGCAAAAAUAUCACUGCUGACAAUUAUUUUUGUUCAGUUGAAGCCUGCCGAGAGCUUACACGACGAAAGCUCACGUUAGUGGGAACAAUGAGAAAAAACAAGAAGGAGAUCCCCCAGAAUUUCUUACACAAAAAACAAGGAGUGUCUACAGUUCUCUAUUUGGAUUCAAUGAGAAUAUGA